Nelumbo nucifera (sacred lotus) is the source of this 2675-nucleotide messenger RNA. RefSeq lists its product as uncharacterized. The record is from RefSeq and is a predicted model, not a curated record. NCBI's taxonomy places the organism in Eukaryota, Viridiplantae, Streptophyta, Magnoliopsida, Proteales, Nelumbonaceae.
GGCUACGGCCUCCAGCUUUAGAAGCCAAGAAAGCGAGUGAAAAUCUGAUGAUAGACAGAUGGAUAUGCAAUCAAUAGUUAAAAAGUGAAAGAGGAGAGAGAGAGAUAGCUGUGGACAAAUCAAAGAGAGAGGAGAGAGAAGAACCAAGAGGUGAAUCAAAGCAACCGUGGGAGUUAAUUAAUAAUAAUAAUAAUAAAGAGGGUGUGCACGAGGGUUCAUCCGUUGCAUCAACACACGUGCACGCGCAUUUGACAAAAGGAAAAGGCAGCGACGAGGAUGGAGAUGGAGUUCUGGUAUGGUAUGUGGAAAACUUCUCCAAUCCAAAUCAACCUACAUUUGGUUGAUAAAAUUGGCCUCAGGGUUGUUGUUAAUUAUUACUGAAAUUUCUGUUAAGAAUACCUUUGUGAAUUCGGCAUGUUACACUCUGCAGCAAGAAAUUAGGAGUCUAAUGAAGGGCUUUUUCUGUAAAUCCGCUUUUCAGCUCAAUAGUUAAUUGCAAAUCCAAGUUAUUGCGUGUUUGACAUCCACGAGUCAAGACCGAGAUUGCUUUGAUAUUUUCUGGUUUUUUAUGGAUUAACGUUCCUUGCUUGUUUCUCUUCUCCUCUACUCUCCCCCCUCUCUCUCUUUUUAUCUUUUGUUGGUUUUAGUACGAAAUUCGGAUUACGGUGAUUGAGUUCUUUCUUGAUCUGAAAGUUAUGGUUUUACCGGAAUCGUAAGUACGAACCAGGGUAGCUGGAUUUAGGGUCAUUAUUGGCGAGGGAAGAACCAUUGCUUUUGGAUAAAAUUAGGGUGAUUCUGAUCGACGAGAGGAGACAUGAGAGGCGUCAAUAACACCAUGGACACUAUAAGUGCUGCUGCGUCUGCGAUCGUCACCGCUGAUGCUCGAGUUCAGCCAGCUACAGUUCAGAAAAGAAGAUGGGGAAGCUGGUGGAGUUUAUACUGGUGUUUUGGGUCUCAUCGACACGGGAAACGAAUUAGCCAUGCUGUCCUUGUUCCUGAACCAACAAUCCCAGGAACUGCAGCUCCCGGAGCUGAAAAUCAAAUCCACUCAUCAACCAUAGUACUGCCAUUUGUUGCUCCUCCCUCUUCUCCUGUUUCCUUCCUUCAAUCAGAACCUCCAUCUGCCACUCAAUCACCUGCUGGAUUUCUAUCCUUCACCUCGUUUUCUGCUGAUGUCUACUCUCCAGGUGGACCUCAUUCUAUUUUUGCUAUUGGACCAUAUGCACAUGAGACUCAGUUGGUCUCACCCCCUGUAUUCUCAACCUUCACAACAGAACCAUCUACUGCUCCCUUUACUCCUCCUCCUGAACCUGUGCAGCUGACUACACCUUCAUCACCAGAGGUUCCAUUUGCUCAACUCCUUACAUCAUCACUGGACCCAAACCACAGAACAAGUGAAGCCUGUCAAAAUUUCCCAGUAUCCCACUAUGAGUUUCAAUCGUAUCAACUGUACCCUGGAAGCCCAAUUGGCCACCUCAUAUCGCCAAGCUCGGCAAUCUCAGGUUCCGGCACAUCCUCUCCUUUCCCAGAUCGUGAAUUCAUUUCUGGUGAACAUUCUUUUCUCGAGUUCUGUGCCAGCAACCCACCAGAACUCAUGAGCAUUGAUCGGCUUUCUAUGCGUAAGUGGGCACCAGGACAAGGUUCUGGGUCAUUGACACCAGAUGCUGUAGGACUGGUCUCUCAAGACAACUUCCUACUGGAUAAAAUGUCAGGGGUUGCAUCUCUUGUAAACUCAGACACUGGGUCACAAAAUGGUGACAUUAUGAUCAGUCACAGAGUCUCGUUUGAGCUCCCCCCCGGAGAGGUUUCAAGCUGUUUGGAAAACGUGUCUACCAUUGAAUACCUGUCAGAAUCACUGGUAGAUAAAGAAACAGUAACUGUACCAACAACUAGAACGGAUAUGGUUUCAAGUGAAACAGAGAAUAGCAUUGAGUGUCAUGAUGGGGAAACAUCAAGCAACAAGCCCCAGAAAUCCAUGGAGGAUGGAAAGGGGCAGCUUCAUCAUCAUCAGAAGAAUCCUUCUCUCACGCUUGGUUCAGUAAAAGAAUUCAAAUUUGAUAAUACCGAUGGAGGUGCAACUGAUAAGCCCACCGUAAGCUCUGAAUGGUGGGUUAAUAAAAAGGAGGCUGGACCCUGUAACAAUUGGGCCUUUUUUAUGAUGCAAUCAGGUCUGAGCUGAUCUAAUGAACACCUUGUCAAUCUAUCCGAUUCUUUCACCAUGAAGGAGUUUGACAGCUUGGCUUGAAUGGAUCCAAACCUUGACACCAUUACCAACUUGGUUGAAGAUCAAAGUCAAACAGAGUGAACAUUUAGGUGAAUGUGGAUGAUCUGGGGGGUUGUGAUUGGUCAACUGAUUAUACACCAUCGAUCUGAACUAGGAGGCUUGUUCCCUGGGUGCAUCUUGACCAGAAGGAUUACACGGGGGAAUGAUUCUGAGAAUAGAUAGCCUCAGGUAGGGUACUGUAAAAUUAGCUUUGCUGAUAUUCUCUGACUAAAAAACAAAGUGAAAAUUCAGUCAUUUGCCACAUUCUGUUGUGAAGAAUUUUGAGUCAAAGGAAUUUGGGAAUGAAAGGCUCACCAUCUCUGGUCAUGUUAAGGAAUGGUGUGGCUGUUUGAAACUGUCCUCUAUAUACUUUGGAUUGGUCACAUAUUUAAUAAUCUCAGUCCACAUCAGA